This is a messenger RNA of Pipistrellus nathusii (Nathusius's pipistrelle), 741 nucleotides long. The record is from the annotation of a GenBank genome assembly. Lineage: Eukaryota; Metazoa; Chordata; Mammalia; Chiroptera; Vespertilionidae.
AUGUCUCUGUUUCCGUCGUUCUCUCUCCUUCUUCUGAGUGUGGUGACAACAUCUUAUUCAGCAAUAGAACCUGAUGAGAGCCUUCCAAAAACCUGCCCUGUGGUCACCUGCGCUUCUCCGGGUUUGCCAGGCAGAGAUGGGCGUGAUGGCCUCAAGGGAGAAAAAGGAGAACCAGGCCAAGGGCUCAGAGGCAUUCAAGGUCCCCCUGGAAAGUUGGGACCUCAAGGAAAUCCAGGACUCCCUGGGCUACCAGGAAGUAUGGGCCAAAAAGGAGACCCUGGAGUAUGUCCAAAGUGUGAUGAUGACCUGGCUCUUUUAGAAAGAGAAGCUCUGCGCUCAGAAUUGGAUCGUGUCAAAAAGUGGCUGACCUUUGCUCUGGGCAAAAAAGUUGGAAGGAAGUUGUACUUGACCAAUGGUCAAAGGACGACCUUUGACAGAGCGAAGGCACAGUGCUCCCAUUUCCAGGCCUCCAUGGCCGUCCCCAUGAAUGCUGAAGAGAACGAGGCCAUCAUGUAUGUCACCAAAGGAGAUGCCUUCUUGGGCAUCACAGACAAGGAGACAGAAGGCCAUUUUGUGGAUCUGACAGGAAGGCCUUUGACCUACCAAAAUUGGAAUGCUCAUGAGCCCAACAAUGCCAACUCUGGGGAAGAUUGUGUGAUAAUCCUUCCUGAAGGCAUGUGGAAUGAUGUCAGCUGCUCAUCCUCCCAUUUGGUAGUUUGCGAGUUCGAGUUCCCUGUCUGA